UCCUCCUCCUCCUCCUCCACCUCCCUCCCUCCUCUUCCUACCUGAUUCAGAUCCGCUCCGACGCUAUGCGUAUGACCGCGUCUCUCUCUGCAAGGCGAGCACCACCGGAGAGACCCGCACGCUGCUACCGCCGCCGCCGCUGACCGCGAGCACCUAAACGCCGGCUAACGAGCGACCCAGGCCGGGCAACAGGAGCGGGAGCCGCCGCCGCUGAUAACCGUCCGGUGGAGGAGCAGGAGGACAAAAUUAACGCGCGAAGAGUUGGCCCUGGAUAGAGAGAUCUGCAAGAGGACGAGUGUGGCGUCCCGGAGCCUGCUGUCCCAUUCGUCAUCCUCUCCUCUCUUCCUCUACUCAGCCAAGCUUUCACCUCGCCAAACUCCACUCUUCUUCUCCUCUUUUUUUAAUUCCUCCUCCUCCUCUGCAACUGGCAAACUUUCCAUCCAUUUCUUUCACACUUGUGUCUUCUCUCUGCUUCUCUGUCCUGUUUUUUUUUUCUCUCAUCCUCCCUCUCUGUUCCUUUUGCUUUCGACUGUGAGCUCGGCUCGUCAUGGCGUCUAAACUGAACCCCAACGUCCUGUACGUGGCGGAGCACGGCGAGCCGCUGGGGUCACCUCAGGCGGACUCUGAAAGGACCCACAUUGCUGGAGAAGCUGGCGAAGAAUCAUCAGACAGCGAUGGGGAACAAGAAGAGACGUCGCACAAGUUGAUCCGCAAAGUGUCGACCUCGGGACAGAUAAGGGCCAAGAAAAGUGUGAAGGAGGGAAUCCUGUUAAAGCAGACCAGUUCUUUCCAGAGGUGGAAGAGGAGGUACUUCAAACUCAGAGGGAGGACCCUCUACUAUGCCAAAGACUGCAAGUCCCUGAUUUUUGACGAAGUGGACCUAUCUGAUGCCAGUGUGGCCGAGACCAGCACCAAGAAUAUCAACAACAGCUUCACGGUGAUCACUCCAUUUCGCAAACUAAUGUUAUGCGCCGAGAGCAGGAAGGAAAUGGAGGACUGGAUUGGCGCUCUCAGAUCUGUCCAAAAAUGGGAAACCUAUGAGGCCAGCCAGUUCAACAUGGAGCAUUUCUCUGGGAUGCACAACUGGUAUGCCUGCUCGCACGCCAGACCGACCUUCUGCAACGUCUGCAGGGAGGCUCUGCCAGGCGUCACCUCCCACGGCCUGUCCUGUGAAGUUUGUAAAUUCAAGGCUCAUAAGCGCUGUGCAGUUCGCUCCACCAACAACUGCAAAUGGACCACACUGGCCUCCAUAGGAAAUGACAUUAUCGAGGAUGAGGAAGGGGUGUUCAUGCCCCACCAGUGGCUGGAAGGCAACCUGCCGGUCAGUGCCAAAUGUGUGGUGUGUGACAAGAACUGUGGCAGCGUGCGGCGGCUGCAGGACUGGCGCUGCCUCUGGUGCAAAGCCAUCGUCCACAACAGCUGUAAAGAACAAAUGGGGAAGGUGUGUCCCUUGGGUCAAUAUCGAGUGUCAAUCAUCCCUCCCACUGCACUUAACAGCAUCGACUCAGAUGGCUUCUGGAAGGCCACCUCAGCGUCGUGCUCCAGUCCUCUCCUGGUCUUGGUCAACUCUAAAAGUGGAGACAACCAGGGGGUUAAGUUCCUCCGCAAGUUCAAGCAGCUCCUCAACCCGGCUCAAGUCUUUGACCUGAUGAACGGAGGACCAGAGCUCGGCCUGCGCCUCUUCCAGAAGUUUGUGACGUUUCGUAUCCUGGUGUGCGGAGGAGACGGCAGCGUGGGCUGGGUGCUCUCCGAGCUGGAUAAACUCAACCUCCAUAAACAGUGCCAGCUCGGCGUUCUGCCUCUGGGCACAGGCAACGACCUGGCUCGUGUUCUGGGCUGGGGAGGCCUCUGUGACGACGAUGCCCAGCUGCUGCAGAUCCUGGAGAAGCUGGAGAGAGCCACCACCAAAAUGCUGGACCGAUGGAGUGUGAUGACGUACGAGGUGCCAACCACCACUAAACGCACACCCAUAGUGAAAGAAGACGACAGCCUCGAUUCUCCUCUGCAGGUCCACAUCACUCAGUAUGCAGACUCCGUGGCCUCCCACCUCGCCAAGAUCCUGGACUCGGACAAACACAGUGAUGUCAUUUCCUCUGCCAAGUUUCUGUGUGGGACGGUGAAUGAUUUCGUGGCGGAGGUGGGGAAGGCGUACGAGAGAGCCACAGAGAACAAGGAGGAGGCAGAUGCCAUGGCAAAGAAGUGUGCACUGCUGAAUGAGAAGCUUGAUUCCCUCGUCAAGGCCUUAAGUGAAGAAGCAGAAGCUCAGGUGGUACCAGCAGGUUCGGUGCCGAGCCAGGAAAGCGGCGGCUCGAGCCCCGGAGAAAGUGGCGGUGAGUCCGGUUCAGAGGGUAAAACGUACCGUUCCAAGGAGCAGCUGAUGCUCAGGGCCAACAGCCUGAAGAAAGCCCUGAGGCAGAUCAUCGAACAGGCAGAGAAAGUGGUGGACGAACAGAACCGACACACGCAGGUCCAGAGGAUGUCGUCCUCAUCCUCCAUCAAAAGAGAAAACAGCGAGGAGCUGAAGGAUGCUGAGCCACGUCAAGGAAGCUUAAGUCCCACCUCCCCCAUUGUCCUUGAGAAACCAGAGAGCCUCCACACCGUCACCUUCAGCGAGGACACUGUACAAUGCUCAGAGAAGUGUGUGAUGAACAAUUACUUCGGUAUCGGCCUGGAUGCCAAGAUUUCCCUUGAGUUCAACAACAAGAGAGAUGAGCACCCUAAAAAAUGCAGCAGUCGCACCAAGAACAUGAUGUGGUACGGAGUGCUGGGGACCAAAGAGCUGGUCCAGAAGACGUACAAGAACCUGGAGCAGAGAGUUCAGCUGGAGUGUGACGGUGUUCCCAUGUCUCUGCCGAGUCUGCAGGGCUUGGCUGUGCUCAACAUCCCCAGCUAUGCAGGCGGUAUCAACUUCUGGGGAGGAACAAAGGAGGAUAAUAACUUCGGCGCUCCGUCGUUUGAUGAUAAGAAGUUGGAGGUGGUUGCAGUGUUCGGCAGCAUGCAGAUGGCCAUGUCCAGAGUCAUCAACCUGCAGCACCACCGCAUCGCACAGUGCCGCCAGGUGAAGAUCACCAUCCUCGGGGAGGAGGGGGUCCCUGUGCAGGUGGAUGGAGAGGCCUGGAUCCAGCCGCCUGGCAUCGUCAAGAUCGUCCACAAGAACCGAGCGCAGAUGCUCACCAGAGACAGGGCGUUUGAGAGCACGCUGAAGUCAUGGGAGGACAAGAUGAAAAUUGACAGCUACCGCGCCAGCAGACCCCGCCUUAACUCCCAGCAGUCCAUGGAGUACCUGACGGAGGAGGAGUGCGCUCAGGUUCAGCAGCUGGGCAUCGUGGCCGACACACUGAUCAACAAGAUCCGUGAGGCAGCCAAGACCCACAAGCUGGUGGAGCAAGAGCUGGCUCACGCCGUCAACGCCACCGCCCUGGUGCUCACAGAGGCCAAACUGUCCAGCCCCGAGUGUCUGAGUCGCAGCACGGCGGUGGAAAUCGUCAACAGCAGUAAAGUCCUCCAGGCUGAGACCAAGAUGCUGCUCGAUGGAAAACUACUGUCGGAGUGUCAUGAGGAAGAGGAGCUUCGGUCGACCCUGAACAGCCUCAGUGCUGAGCUCCACAAGCUGGACGACAUCCACUGGAUCUGUCCGCUCAUGCAGUGCUCCGAGGAGGACUCAGUGAGGGGCAGCAGUAAGAGCAGCGGCAGCAGUAUGAAGUUGAAGAUCAUACCCAAGGUGAAGAAGGAGAGGGAGAAGCUCCACAAGCAGAAGUCCAACAGCUCUCUCUCGGGCAGUCAGUGUGUGGACGUGGGGCAUGUGGCACAGGCAGAAGGACGGCGCUUGCUGCAGGAGUGAAAUUGGGAUAUCAAAGGCGGGGCUGGUGAGGCAGAUUCCUCGGGCAAUUGAAGUCCUGCGUGAGGUGCUUUACUGCUGCCCCCCUGCUACCCUGACAACCAGGGGUGAGGAGCACCCCUCCUGUCCUCCUCCCCUCUAACCGCGAUACCCAGUGGCCUGUGAGAGGUGUGAGGAAGAAAAGGAAAACCAUCUUCCCAACUUUUACGCUAUUUCCUCCCUGCUUCUUUAUCCUUCAUUUUGCAGGGAGGGAGUUUUGUUUCUUCUUCUUCUUCUUCGUCUUUUACGUUCUUGAAGGGGCCUGGCUUUGCAUCGCAUUGCUUCACCAUUGGCAUUUUGCUUCUGGUCCUGUUUACGUGCUUGAGUUUGGAAGUUCGCCUUGACCAGCAGCGAGUCAAACAAAGGAGAAAGGGAGGCGUGGAACAAAAGCGUUCUCGCAGAUUUUUUUUUUUUUUUUGACAAAGAAAUGUGUUUACAUGGUGCUCUCCUUGCAUGUUGAGUGCAGCCAUCUUAUUUUAUAUCUAUCAUAAGUUGUUAGAAUCUUAAUUAUUUUCUCUCUAUCUUGAAUAAUUUCCGAACUUAUGAACAGCCUUUAGACUUUGAUUUUUCUCGCGACUGUCGAAGAAUAUUUAUUUCUUGUUGCUACUGCCAUGAGAACUCAAACGGCAACAAAAUGAACAAACUGAAACAUCUCAACCUUAUCGUCUACUGAAUCGGGGAAUAUCUUAAAUGUUGCAAAAAAUGUACUGAGGAAUGUACUUGUGUGGACUUGUAUUAACCUGUGAAUAAUGUUAAAUGAUAAAUCAUAUAAGGUUUCACAAAGGUUCUACUGUUGUGGUUCUAAAGUGGUUCUUAAUAGGUCUUUUUCUGACUUGUGUGAAUUGAGACUUCGCUUUACGAUGAGUCAUUUCAUCUGGAAUUCAGCCUUUUGAGUAGAUCUGACUGUGCGGUACAUCACUCAGUUAUUAUCAAGGUCUAAAAUGUGACUCAUGCGGGAUAAAAAAAACUCAUCCCACUGGGUUGAAGAACCAUUUUGAGGUACAGUACCAGAUGAAAUGACUCACAAGAUUAUUUCUUUUGGCAGUGUAUGGUGAAGGUGUUUACAGAUGGAGGAAGCAUCAAGGACACAUUAACAAAACAUAACAGCUACUCAGUAUAUUACUUCUACUUUGCCAUACUCCUGAUUGUAUUUGUAAUAUAGGAAUAAGAGUCAGUGGAUAUUUGAUUUUGCCUUGUCUGUGGUUAAAAGCUAUUAUUAUUAUUAUUAUCAUUAUUAUCAUUACAAAUAUAUUAUCUAUUUUUUUGUAUAUCUUAUUUUCCCAAUAGUAAUCUGUGAAGCUGUCCUGGCUUUGCUGCUUCCCCCUUUGACGAACUCCUCGGCCACUGUGCAUAUAAUCAAAGCCAAUUAAUGCUGUUCUGUGUGUCCCUGCAUGCAUACUUAGCCUUCCUUCGCCUCACAGUGUUGGGCUGAAGUUGCCUCAAAAUAGUAAGUUUUAGCUUGUCGGUUCCGACUAACAGCGUUUGUUUUUGUUUUAACCUGCUUGACGCACCAGAUGGUCUUGAGUUUUACUUUGAAUUAACACUUACUUUGCAAAAAAUGUCUGUCCAUACUUUGCUGUGUUGUCCAAACUUUAAGAGGGUGUAUUGUUUUCCACCCACAGGGUUCUGCAAGCGGGUUAUAACAAACACCAAGUUUUCAUGUAUCUAAUUAUUAUUAUUUGAUCAAGUCACAGCCAAAGCGGGUAUGUGAAGUUUGGGAACAUGUGGCUUGCGGUUUAGAGAUUGCUAAAGUAUUGAUGUUUACGAGUUUUAGAGGCAACUUCUACCCAGGUUUUACGGUAAUGUUCUUGAAAAGAAUGGUCAGUUAUUUUGGGAAAUUCACUUAUUUUCUAUGUUACCACAAGAUGGACAAGAAGAUUUAUAUUUGUUUAUCUCUGUACAAUCAGUAAAGAGAUAGAAAAAGAAAACUCAGACGUGCUAGCUAGCUAGCUGAAAGAACUGGUCAUUCUCUGUCAAAAGUGAAAAACGCCUUUUGGGAAGUCUGCCUAUAUAUUGUAUUACCGCAAGACAGACAAGGAGAUUCAGAUUUAUUUAUCUCUGUACACUCAGUAAAGACGUGCUAGCUAGCUAGCUAGCUGAAAGAAUUGGUCAUUCUCCGUCAAAAGUAAAAUAUGCCUUUUGGGAAAUCUGCUUAUUUUCUAUGUUACCACAAGAUAGACAAGAACAUUCAUAUGUUUUUUCAUCUCUUGACUCAACGAAGAGAUAAAGAAAGCUCCCAGACAUGUUUAGCUUAGGAAACAAAAAUGUGAAAAGUGAAGGUGCUGCAAAAUAGUCAAGAAGAUUCAUAUAUGUUUUUAAUCUUUGUACAAUCAGUUAAGAGAUGGGGAAAGUUGUCAGAUACACUUAGCUUAGCACACAAAAACCUGACAGAAUUCGACUAUCUCUGUUAAAAGUAAAAAAUGUCUUUUUGGAAGUUUGCUUAUUUGCUAUGUUACGGCAAGAUAGGCAAGAAGAUUCAUAUUAUUUUUAAUCUCUAUGCACUCAGUAAAGAGAUAAAAACUAUAAGCUUCCAGACGUGCUUAGCUUAGCAAACAAAAACCUGAAGGAAUUGAACAUUCUUCGUCAAAAUAAGAACUUCCAAAAUGUACAUGUAUCUUAUUACCUAGCAAAUAAGUUACCAAGAUAUCUCAGAGUCAGCGGGGGUCUUCUUGUGUUAAAGCCUUUUUGUGUUCAUUUUCGAAGCUAGCAACUCCUAGCUACUCCUGUCCUAGCAACAGCUAGGCGAUACUACUGUAUGCAGUCAAGAAAGCUCCAAUGUGUAAGCCAGUCGCUUGUUAAACAGCAUGUUAUUUUAGUAAAGGUGUUAAAUGCGCACAUGUAUUAGAUAAAACAACUGUGUCCAUGUUGGCGCUUUGAUAGCACUAUGCUAGCUGGUUUCCCUGCUUUCAGCGCUUCGUCAUAAGCUAGGCCAAACCAUGGAUGUAUGAAGAGACCUGGAUGCAGUGUUUGAGGCAGGGCCCAGGUCAUUCCUAUGAACAUUGCUCAGGGCUGCAUGGGGCCAAAAACAUUUAACUGCCACGUAUAAAAUUUCUCAGAUGAUCGUCACUGCCUUCGCAUCAUUCUCCAUCAGCCAAGCUGGCUACUUCCGGUUUAGCGCUAUGCUAGCUUGAAUAGAGAUAAAAUUAUUUAAUUGUGCAGCUCUUCUAGACUUUCCAAAUAUUAGCGAACCAAAUGGAUCAAAUUAUGACAGUAAAACGAGUCCUUUUUCAGGGUCUGUGACGCAUGACACAGACAUCUCUUUUACAAUGUUACUCUAUGGAUAAAAAUCUUAGGUGGCCAAGUGGCAUCACAUGAAGAACUCAGAAACUGUAAUUGUUGGUUUUAGUCCAGGCCCCCAGGAAGCCAAUUUUUGUAGUGACCAGACAUUUGAAUUGCAUCCGUCCAGUGAUACCCUGUGGCCCAAAAAGAUUUUUUCCAUAGAUAUCAUGGUGAAAUAGACGUCUAUAAUCUAUUGAUAACAUUUUUUUGAGUGUCACAACCAUCUCCAAUGACUUGUUUUAGUAUCAGAAUUUGAGCCAUUUGGUCCGAUACCAUUUUGAAAGUUUAGAGGAGCUGCACAGUUUAUCACUUUAUCCUCAUUCUAGUUAGUGUUAGUGCUAAACAGGAAGUAGCUGGCUCGGCUGGCAGAAGUCAAUGGUGCGCUUGCUCUAUGGGGAGCAGUGCUGAUCAUCAAAGUAGUUUUAUACAUGGCAGUUGAAUGUUUAUGGCUUUAUGCACCACUGGGCAACUUUCAUAGGAAUGAAUUAGACCCCGCCUCCAACACGUAUACAGUUCUCCUUAUACAUCCAUGAGGCUAAGUCUUUACUGAAUGGACAGAGAUUGAUUUUUCAUAGUUUGUCCAUGUAUGGCAGCAACAAUUUGAAUUUCUUAAAAUGUCUGAGUGUCGCUUUAAAGGUUUUAAUUAACAAGAUGUAAUAAAGAAGUAAUGUUCACUAGUCAGGAUAUAAUAUGAGUGAAAUACCAGCUACAAAUGUCCCAUAGGCUGAAUUAGCUGCAUCAUGUAAAGAUACUUUGAAGAGCCACAGAAAAGUAUUUAUUUUAAUGGUACACAACUUACCUUGAUUUGCUGUGACGCAGCUCCACCACUUUCAUAACUACUAAAAUAAGGGACAAAAUAUCAACGUUAAGAUCACAUCUGAUCAAGGUGAACAUUUUUCAUGCCUUGAUCAAGGCUGUAAACUGGUAAAGGAGCAUGUUUGUGCUUUUCACGUUAAUGUAAAGGGUUAGACCUUUUUUUAUUUUUCAGUUAUUUACAGUUUUAUCAAACUAACCCAAAUUAACUCUUGAUAGGGCAGAGUAACUGUGAGGCGUUGUAGAUGUUCAGCUCUGGUAGGAUUGUGCUACUGUAUCCAUAGUGUGCCAGCUAUAUGCUCUACACCUUAGAGGCUUUAGUGGUGUCGUGCCAAGUUUGUACUGAGUUCAGUGGGUUAUGAGAUAUACGAGGUGUGUGUGCGUGAGUGCGUGCGUGAGCUUCAGACGCGGAAGUUGUUGUAUGUCGUACAUUUCAAAGUUUACUGUAUCUUGCCUUGCACUUUACGAAGAAGCAAACUUAAUGGGGAAAAAAGACAUUUGUGUGCAUGUGCGCGUGCGUGUUUAAGAUUUUGAGUGUUUACGAGUGUUUUUUUUAAAUUGAUUUGAAGACGAAAAAUCUUUUAUUUAUGAUAGAUGUAUACGGACAAAAGUGUGUUGAUAAAAUGUAAUAUAUCUAACCAAACAUAAAAGAAUGACAAAUAUAAAGAUGUAUACACCAAUGUUUAUUACAUCAGUGGUUGUACGUUACACCCACAGCAGCUUGAGAUCUCCCAUCUAACGCCAAUGUUACUACAUGUGAUUAUGUGUCAUUCCACUGCCACAGCAACGCCAUUGAAAUGUCUUUCCAAUGUUACACCAAUUGGUAUUGAAACAGUAUUCUAAAAAUCCAAUAGAUAUUAAGGUUAUUCUACCUUUAAGCCAAAGUUGUUGGAGUUCUCUGGUGUUGUUACAGACUACUGAUGAAUUGUUUACACAAAAUAGAGUUGUCAUAUUCAGCUUAUGUUUCGCCGACAUUUGGGCGAAGUCUUGUGUAUAAUUUUGAAAUUAUAACAUCUACUGAGAGUCUACCUUCUGCUUUAAUUAGCAUUUUUUGUGCUGAAAACAAACAAACAUGUCUACAGUUUGGGUAACACACAUUUGUGGAAGCCAAUUUAGGGAUUAAAAAAAGUAAUUGCCUGUGUUUAACGGUCUUUUAACCAAGGAUUUCAUAGUUUGUCUUUUAAAAGCAUCUUUUUUUUUGGGUUGUUCUUUCUGCGACUGUCUUUUUUUUUCAUACAGCAAAAAUGUCAUUUUCGACUGAAACUCUUCCGAGGAGUUACAUGGAGCUGAGACACUGAAAUGAACCCACAGAUUUCAAACACCUCACCAUGUUUGUGCAACAGUAUUUCAUAGACAACAUUUGUGAACGCACCCCCCUGAUCUGAACAGCCUAUAUAUAUUGAUAUAUUGAGACUGUGUGCGCAAUGCUGGAAGCCAGACUAGAUGUUGCACGACCUUGUACGUUGCGAGGUGUUUUAUUGUGUUUUUGUGUGCAGUGUGUAACAAAGACAAAGUCAGCGCAACCCUUUGGAGAUUAAAUGAAUUAUUGAAGUGUGAA
Messenger RNA from Epinephelus lanceolatus (giant grouper), 9527 nucleotides. RefSeq names its product diacylglycerol kinase delta. Lineage: Eukaryota; Metazoa; Chordata; Actinopteri; Perciformes; Serranidae. Gene Ontology annotation, biological process: phospholipase C-activating G protein-coupled receptor signaling pathway. Gene Ontology annotation, molecular function: ATP-dependent diacylglycerol kinase activity. Gene Ontology annotation, cellular component: plasma membrane. The record is from RefSeq and is a predicted model, not a curated record.